AUGGGCAGCAGGAUAUUGUGCCAUAUAUCACGCUUCCAUUCGUCACUGGCAGUCAGUAGCGAACAUUCACAUAUUUGGGAUAUAUUUGCUUCGAUAGCUCUCGUGAGGCCACCUAUCAUUGCACCACCAAUGAAUGAUAUCGAGAAACGUUACCAGAACUUUAUGCUUCAGAGGGAAUUAGAAGACUCCCUCCGAUGCGAUUUUGAAUUGCGACAGUUAAGAGAUGAACGGCUUCUUAACGAAAGAGAAAGAUUGAAAGUGGAUGAUGAAGAAGCUAAUUUACAAGAAGAAAUAGGAAUUCUGGCUUCUGUGGACGAAGAAAACUGGCGAAAGGAAGCAGAUCGAAUCCGAAAAGAGCUUGCAGUUGGGAACCUCACCAAGUUUUCAAAAACUGAUAGUGCAAACUUACAAAGGAAAAUUGAUGAAUUUCUUGUGCUUCUUGUGUGUCAGAAAUUUGGACGAGAGGAUGGUUAUCUUUCUCGAUGGCAUCUGCCUCAGCUGCAAAAUCUCCCAGGCGAAUCACUAAAACAGACUUCGGAGCGCUGUCUCAAGGAAUUAUUUUCCACUGAAAUUCAUGGAGAAGGAAUAAGUAAUGCUCCGUUUGCUGUUUAUUUUUAUUGCUAUCCUGCUCAACUACGACAGAGAUUAAAAACACAGUCACGAGGUGCUGCGAUCUUUUUCUUCAAAGCACUAUAUAUGAAACGUUCUGCGCUAUUGGUCAAGAAGGAUGUAGUUGCAGAUUACAAAUGGGCUAAUGCAGAAGAAUUUGCUGCAAGUGUAGGACAUAAGAUGUCGUAUCUUCGGGCUUUGUCAACUCUUUUCCCUUCUUAUCUUUUAACAAAAAAUAUCUCUGAGUGUGCCAAAAAAAACAAAAUCUCAAAAAAUUCGGUCGAAAACGCAACUACGAAUGUAGUCAUCUAA
This is a messenger RNA of Brugia malayi, 921 nucleotides long. RefSeq lists its product as uncharacterized. NCBI's taxonomy places the organism in Eukaryota, Metazoa, Nematoda, Chromadorea, Rhabditida, Onchocercidae. Gene Ontology annotation, cellular component: mitochondrial large ribosomal subunit. The transcript has 5 exons. Gene Ontology annotation, molecular function: structural constituent of ribosome. The record is from RefSeq and is a predicted model, not a curated record. The coding region runs from base 1 to 921 and encodes 306 amino acids.